AUGCCCUCCACACAGAUGUUCGUAGUGUUGGUAGCAAUAGCAGCUCUUGCUAUCGCUGAAGCUGCCCCGGGACUAGGUGGAGGAGGCUAUGGUUUGGGCUUCGGAGGAUAUAGUGGAGGCUACGGUGGAGGUUCCGGUGGAGGAUUCUCAGGCGGUUUCUACGGAGGUUCCGGAGGCCAUGGUGGAUAUUCUAGUUAUGGCUACGGGCCAGGGCUGAGUAUUGGUCUUGGAGGUAGCCAUGGUGGAGAUCCAAAACUUUUUGAAGAACCAACAUUAACUGAACCUUUACCUGCCACAGAACGUAAGUCUACCACAGAAUCUGUAGCUACCACAGAACCUAAAUCUACCACAAAACAUAUAUCUACGACAGAACCAAAGGCUGUCCUGUAUCCCUAUGUGGAUGGUGAUGAUGACGAAGAUGAUAAUGAUGAUUCUAAUGAUGACCAGGAUGAGGAUGAUGAGGAUAAUGAUAACAAUUUAAAAAAUAGAAAAUGA
Messenger RNA from Procambarus clarkii (red swamp crayfish), 495 nucleotides. NCBI's taxonomy places the organism in Eukaryota, Metazoa, Arthropoda, Malacostraca, Decapoda, Cambaridae. The record is from RefSeq and is a predicted model, not a curated record.